AACAAAGCACCACAAUUUGACCUAUAUCGCCGUCGGGAGAAGCUUUUUGUUGAACAUGCAUGCGCAAACAUGGGCAUUCAUGGAAUCUACAAGGAAAUCGGCCCUGGUCAGCGCAUAGCACUCUCUAAGCUCGCUGUAGAAACAUUCGAAGACACCGGCCGACCCUUUCGCAUUGCUAUAGAUGUAUCCAUAUGGCUUUUCCAGAUUCAGGCGAGCAAAGGCGGCACCAAUCCAGCCCUGCGCACAUUUUACUAUCGACUUCUCCGCCUGAUUUCGCUGUCCAUCAAUCCUGUCUUUGUUUUCGAUGGCCCCAACAAGCCGCCGUUCAAGCGCAAUAAACGGACUGGUCCGAAUGUCGCAUCUAUCCCCGAAUUCCUUGCGAAGCAACUCCUAAAGAAGUUUGGGUUUCCUAUACAUCUGGCGCCUGGAGAAGCUGAAGCCGAAUGCGCACUGCUGCAGCGCAAGGGCAUUGUCGAUGCUGUUUUGAGUGAGGAUGUCGAUACUUUAAUGUUUGGUAGCGGUCGCACUAUCCGCAAUUGGUCCCCCGAGCAGAAGACCGGCAAGACGCCCACGCAUGUCAAUGUGUACGAUGCUGAGGAGACGAAGAAUGGGCCAGCCGGACUGGAUCGGGAAGGCAUGAUCUUAAUUGCGUUGAUGAGUGGGGGCGAUUACGUACCAGAGGGCAUACCAGGAUGUGGGCCAAAAACAGCAUGCGAGGCAGCAAGAGCAGGCUUUGGUAAGGAUCUCUGUAGCAUCGCUAGGAACGAUACGAGAGCUCUGAAAGCAUGGAGAGAACGGUUGCAGCACGAGUUGAAUACGAACGAGAGCAAGCUCUUUAUGCGAAAGAGGCCGAGCAUGAAGAUACCGGACGACUUCCCCCGAAGAGACAUUCUUGGAUACUAUACACACCCUGCCAUUUCUUCUGAUGUUGGUCUCCAGAAAUUACAGGACUCAAUUCAAUGGGAUCAGGACCUCGACUUCCCCGGACUCCGCGACUUUGCCCUUGAAGCUUUCCAGUGGGUCAAUCUCGAAGGCGCAAAGCACUUCAUUCGGAGUUUGGCACCUUCGUUGCUAGUGCGACACUUGAGGAUGAGAGGUGAACGCAUUGAGCGAUUUCCAACAGACGACGUCCGAGCCAUCGAAGAGGACGAGGCGUUGUUAGUCAAGGGGAUUCACGGAAAACGGCAACACGUGGUUACCGAUGGCACGACAGAGCUUCGUGUUAGUUUCACCCCCAUUGAGCUUGUGAAGAUUGAUCUAGAGAUCGAGAACCCGGACGAGGAUUUAGAAGCACUGCGUUACGGUUCGGAAGCGCCAGAAGCAGAAAUUGACGACGAUCUUGAGGAUGAGGAAGGGCCCAAGAAACGCGGGCCGACCAAAUUUGAUCCAUACAAACCAGCACGCGCGUGGGUGCUCGAGACAUACGUCAAGGUCGGCGUACCGCUCAAAGUGCAAGAUUGGGAAGCCAGGCAGCAGAAACCACGAAGGGCGAAUAGAACAGCUUCAGCCAAUGAUGCUAGCCGACCAGCACCCAGGCCUCGCGGGUCUAGAGUAGCGAAGGUUGGUGGAAACGCAUCGCAAGCUACUAUUGAUCGAUUCGCAAAGGUCACCAAACCGGGAACGAAGUUCUCUCGCGCUCUCGCCAAAGUGCAGAAUGAGCCCCCUGAACCAUCACAACCCCGUUCGCCACCGAGAAGAGAAUUCGUCAAUCUCCUGUCCUCUUCGCCAGCCCAGCCCUCUAAUAAGGCCACAUUACCACCGAGAGAGAAAUCUCUUUCCCCACAGGAAGAAGAUGCACCAUCCACUGUGACUAAGAGAAGACGAGGACCAAUACAGCGCGCUCAAACUCUUCCAGCGAAUCUUGCAGACGAACCUCAACGACCAGACACACCACCUCUAUUAGACGUGAUAGAAACGCUGGAUCUUCUAGGCUCAUCAUCGUUGCCGUCUCCACUCCCCAUUCCCGCGAAGAAGCCACGGACACAAACAUCCAGAUCCACCUCCAUCAGGCGAACGGAAUCUAUGAACGCAUCUCCAGGAAAGACUAAACAAUCCACACUAGACGCAUGGAAAUCAACACUCCAGAAACCAACCACAAAGCGAGCACCAGCACCCAAAUUUCAGAUCUCCAAAGAAGGAAUUGAUACACUAGAUCUCACCCUCUCACCACCAACAACCCGCUGCUCCUCCCCAAAAGCCACUUCCCCCUCCCCAACCAGCUCACGUCGUACCAUAGCUGACGUGUUCGCCCCUCGGCCGCCACUCGUCUCGAUCUCCUCAAACGCUUCCCAAUCUUCCUCGACCUCCUCCUCAUCCGCAUCUAGCCCAACUCAGCUCAAAAGCCAAACCUCAAAGUCAAAAUCAAGACGCCAACCAUCUACUACAACGGCAACACGACGCACCUCCCCCCGCCUCUCUACUCGCAUUACUAAACCGCCAGCGCCUCCUCUCCCUACACGAGAAGCUAGAACGGUGUCUCCGCCUUUCCCCACAGAAAUAGAAUCCGUAGACCUAACGACACUCUCCUCACCACCCCCAGAACUUUUAUCCUUACGACCUACGCAACCGCGACAGUCUCGAUGUUCACCAACACCGGAAGCGCUGGAUCUGACGGGCCUUUCGUCUCCCCCACCACCACUAUCACCCAUUCCUUUAUCCGCCACCUCCAAAACUGCAACGACACCUCUCUCUCCAUUGCCGCGGAUAUCUAAAGACCCCCCACGCCGCUCCCCUCGUCUCAGCCUCACUAUCCCUCCUUCUCCAUCUCCCCCUCCUCCGUCCAAGGAAGCACCCUGGAAAUCCCAGGCAAAGAAAAAACGCGCUGUUGUGCUGAGGAAGAGUUUGGCUGGGGCGUGGAGGUUUGAGGAUGUUGCUAGUCCGAACAAAGGGGAAGAAGAGGUGGUGUUGAAGGGGAAAGCGAGACGGAAGUGGCGUGAGAGCGAGAUCGAGGUGUUGGAUCUGUCGUAG
Messenger RNA from Periconia digitata, 2967 nucleotides. The record is from the annotation of a GenBank genome assembly. NCBI's taxonomy places the organism in Eukaryota, Fungi, Ascomycota, Dothideomycetes, Pleosporales, Periconiaceae.